Messenger RNA from Trichophyton rubrum CBS 118892, 3191 nucleotides. RefSeq lists its product as uncharacterized. Bases 934 to 2697 code for a protein of 587 amino acids. The transcript has 6 exons. Gene Ontology annotation, biological process: anterograde axonal transport. The record is from RefSeq and is a predicted model, not a curated record. Gene Ontology annotation, cellular component: mitochondrion. Lineage: Eukaryota; Fungi; Ascomycota; Eurotiomycetes; Onygenales; Arthrodermataceae.
GCGGCUUCUCGAGCUUUUUCGCCUGUUACGACCGGAUCUGCUGCUUUAUUCUGUCCUGGAGGAGUUUCUACGCUUGUGUAUUCCUCCCUUGCCACGGCAGCACGCUCGACCGUGUGUUUCUCGAGCGCGGGCGGCUUCAUAUCCGAAGCAGCGCGGCGGCGUCUUUUGCCUGCCAUCUACAUAUACCCCCCCAAAGGCUACACUACCAGCCAGAUACAAAGGACACCAAGAGAAAGAGUACUUCAGAGGACAAGGAAAUACAUCUUCCCACCAGGAGUGACGUCCAGAGACAUUGAGUGACCUGCGUUGCGCGGGCAGCUUGUCUCUCUGAGCUCUGCAGCGCUCGAUAACCGGCGGCUUCACCACCAGCCACCGCGAACCCCGGGCAGACAGACGGACAGACAGACAGACAAGACAUUACAGACUCUCUGCCCGCAGCCCUCGCAGAGACGAAGACGAUCCUCCGCCGACCGUCGUCUGUCCAUCUCUGCGCCCGCCAAGUGGACGGCCGGCCAGCAGGACAGGGGUUUCUACCGACUUCUACGGCCUGCCGACGAGCUGCGUCAACUCCUCUGCCACCCUCUGAGGCGCUGAUACCGGCCUGCAACCGCUCUCUACGCCCGUAACCGACCGCCUCUGCCGCCUCUACAAGUGCUGGACAGUCGCCGUUGUUGCUUCGCCCGCCAGCCUCUUUUUUUGCGUUGGUUGCCUGUCAAUCAACAACGCGUUUUUCCUGUUUCACGCCAUUUUUCGCGCACCCAAAAAAAAAAAACUCCAUCCACUCCGAGCCAGCGCUGAGAAAAACCCAACCACAAAAUUUCCUCGGCAACCCGACCAUCCACCCAUCACCACCACCACCCAUCGCCUGCCUGCCUGCCAGCCACCACCGUUCGCUGUCCGUCCAUCGCUCGUCUGCCUGCUACUCUGUCCGCCAUGGCUGACACUGAACCUACCAAGACUCCAGAGGCAUCGCGUCCUCAACAGCAGGAACCCGAGCCUGUCAGCAAGGAAGCCGACGCGGAACCCACCACUGACGCAGCCGACAAACCCCAACCCGAGUCAACAGACAUUGCUGCAGAAGAGAAGAAGCCAGCCGAAACCAGCGCUGACGCGGAGGCAGCUGCCUCUGCGGACAAAGCUGAUGGCGGGGAGGGUGGCGAGGCUGCUGGUACGACCGACCAAGCUGUCGCCGAAACAGCUACGAAUGGCGCUUCAUCUGGCCCCAAGAAGGCUGCCAAUGGCAAACGCAAGUCGACGGCCGGCCCUGGCCAGAAAAAGCUCGGCAAGAAGAAGUCAAUGAACCGGAUAUACCACCUGGAUGUGCAGCCAGGAGAGGUCUACCUUGCACGAAUGAAGAGUCAUCCGCCAUGGCCGUCCAUUGUCUGUGACGAGGAGAUGCUUCCUCCGAGCCUACUCAGCACGCGUCCAGUCACUACUAAGCGAGCAGACGGCACAUACGCCGAAGCUUACGGUGACGGAGGAAAGAAAGUGAAUGAGAGGACAUUCCCGGUCAUGUUUAUGGCCACUAACGAAUUUGCCUGGAUUCAUAACGCCGACCUCACCCCCAUAACUCCAGAAGAGUGCAAAGACGUUUCAGAAAAGGGCAAAUCUAAGAAUCUGAUCGCUGCCUACCAGGUAGCCGCCGAGGGUCACGACCUCGACUAUUUCAAGCAAAUGUUGAACGAUUUCGAGCUUGCCGUACAGCAAGCCCAAGAGGAACAGGAAGCAAAGGCUGCUGCAAAGGCUGCAAAAGAAGAGAAGAAGAAGAAACGAAAGAGCAUGGAAGUCGUUGAAGGGGCGGAAGAUGAAGAGAUGGAGGAUGCAGGAGAGAAGAAGAAGAGUACUAAGAAACGCAAGAAGGACUUGGAAAGCGAAGGGGAACAGGAGAAGCCCGUGAAGACGCCCAAGUCCGCCACGAAACUAAAGCUCACUACGCCUAAGAAUCCCACUGCUGGUGAGAAAGGUGCGAAAAAGGCUGCUACGACCGGAAAGUCGUCCAAGGGGAAGUCGAAGAAGAAGGCAGAGGCCAGUGACGAGGAGGUAGAAACCCCCAAGGAAGCCGAGAAGCCAGUCGAUCCGCAAGAGGCCAAGGCUAAGCGUGAGAAAGAGAUUCUAUAUCUUCGAUACAAAUUGCAGAAGGGCUUUCUUACGCGUGACCAGGCACCAGAGGAGUCCGAGAUGGAGUUGAUGUCCACAUAUAUCAACAAGCUGGAAGCCUACACUGACCUCGAAGUGAGCAUCAUUCGAUCUACCAAGAUCAACAAGGUGCUCAAGGCCAUCAUCAAGCUGCCCACCAUCCCCAAGGAAGAAGAAUACAACUUCCGAGGACGAUCCGUUCAGAUUCUAUCCAGGUGGAAGCAGCUCCUAGAAUCUGACAUACCCUCGGCGGGCGAGGGAUCUACUCCCGCAGACAAGCCGACAUCCAACGGCGUGCACAAGAAGGGCAGGGGCGGAAAGAAGGCCGAAGUAAAAAAGGAAGAAGAAAAGAAGACCGAAGAGGCCGAUGAAGAUACCGCUGAGCCAUCCAAGGACGGUGACAUCUCCAUGGCUGACGCAGAUGAUGAGAAGCCCGAGGCUGAAAAGGAUGAGAAAGUGGCCAAGGAAGAGGAGAAAGAGAACGAGAACGAGAACGAGGAAAAGGAAAAAGAAGAGGAGGCUGGAACUCCUGUAAAGGAUGCUGAUGCCAUGGAGACAUGAACUAAACAGCCAUACCUGUGAAGGCUGUGCUCGUUUGUCCUAGCAUACUAUACGGCCUGCAAUACACCAUGCAUUCUUGCAGAGUCCGUUAUUCCAAGAACAAAAUGACUUUGAUACAAAAGCCUGAAAAUCAAACAUACCCGUGCUUUUGAACUGCUCACUUCUACUUUUUACAAUCCAGCUGGGCCACCAUGGCGGAAAAAAUUGUACCCAUUUUCUUUCCUCAACUCGACCUCCUCCGUCUCCUACUAUCCUGCUUCCAAAAUCAGGGAAGCCCCAAAGCGAUGAUUCGUCCUGCCUUCAACCGCCUUGGCCAGCCUAUUACAAUUGUUUCUUAUUCCGUUAAAUUCGUUCUCUGGACUGUCUGUGUAUUAUGCUGCGAAUUUUGUGUGUACUUUGUUAAUGCUACAGGGCUCUUUUUUCAUAAUUAAUUCCCUUAUUAUUAUCAUAUAUUUCGGCCUGGUUAUUAGCCCCCUUUGGCCUGCAUCUCCGUC